AAAGUUGAAGAGUCAGGGAGAGAAGCUGAAAGUCCGCCGGAGCGCGAAGAUGGAUUAGCAAAAGUGACAAUUACCAGCGGACAGAUGCUAUUUGGUUAAUAGCGCCAUCAAACCUUAUUCACAAUAGUCCAACAUUUCCUUGACGCUUAUCUUUGUCGCUUGAUGCUACUGGGGGAGAAAGUUUGUUGUUGCCGGCCUCAAAGUGGUAUCUCAGGUGAACAAAUAGAAAGAUGUCGCAUUGCAAGACACUUUGGUGGACACAUGUUUUUCCUUUUGUAUUAGUAUCCUUGAUCUCUUCGGUUAUUGCUGACUACUCCUCAGAAUGUGAGGAAAAUGAAUACUUUAAUCAGACCACUGGUGUUUGCCAUGCCUGUCCUCAGUGUCAAUCAGGUGAAGAACCUGUUUCGAACUGUGGAUAUGGUGUUAAGGAUGAAUCCUAUGGCUGCCAGCCUUGCCAGGAUGGCAAAUUCUCAAAGGGUGUAUAUCAGAUCUGCAGAAGGCACAAAGAUUGUGAGGGUUUCUUCCGAGCCACUGUCUUGACGCCAGGUACUGCAGAGAUUGAUGCGGAGUGCGGACCUUGUAUUCCAGGUUACUACAUCCUAGACAAUAGAUCAAGAAACACCUAUACAAAGGUUUGCCAUUCCUGUGCACUGGCACCUCCUAACACAAAAGAAUGCUUGGGCAUUGCUUUGUCUUCAAGUAUUUCAAGCAGUACCUCAGUCAUCAAUGCAAACUCUCCAAUUCUACAAGAAACUCACAAAGUAGAUCAUGCUGGACAAGGACACUUGGGCACUGCUUUAAUAAUUGCCAUGUCUACCAUAUUUAUAAUGGCCAUAGCCAUUGUUUUAAUUGUUCUUUUCUACAUUUUAAAGGCAAAGUCUUCUACCCAGGCCUGUUGCAGUGGCCAAUCUGUAAAACACGUUGAAGCUCAGGUCAACAACCAAGAAGACAAGAAGGAGGUACAAGAAAAUGUUGUAAUAUUCUCUGAGAAAGAUGAAUUUGAUAAUAAAUUGAAGGCAGUUCCACCUAAGACUGAGAAAAAUGAAAAUGAUGCUUCCUCAGAAAAUGAACAACUUUUGAGUCGGAGUAUGGACAGCGACGAAGAGGCUGCCUUAGACAAGCGGGGAAUGUCUGAUUUAUGCCUCCUAUCACUUGUUCCUUUAACGAGAGAUAAAUCAGCAAACAAUAAAGCAACUGGGAUACAGACACGAAGGGAAAAGAUACUUGAAUUGUGCAAGAGAGUGUGCAGUUUCACAGAAGGGCUCAGCCCUACAGAACUGCCUUUUGACUGCCUCGAGAAAACCAGCAGAAUGUUGAGCUCUACCUAUAGCACAGAUAAAGCUAUUGUAAAAACAUGGCGUCAUCUGGCAGAGAGUUUUGGGCUGAAGAGGGAUGAAAUAGGUGGAAUGACAGAUGGGAUGCAACUCUUCGACCGUAUAAGCACAGCAGGUUACAGCAUUCCUGAUCUCCUGACCAGACUUGUGCAUAUCGAAAGGAUGGAUGCUGUAGAAGCCUUGUGUAUGGACGUUCUAGAGUGCACACAAAAUACACCGCUAGCUAAUCCUGCUAUUUUACCCAAAUGUCCAAAUUUGUAGUCAGUCCCUUGCCAUAAAUACCAUAAAGUAUUGUUUGUGGGCCCAGAAUAUGUUAUCUGUUAGUGCUUACUACGAGUUCUCGGACCAAAGAGGCAGAAGACAAUAGUGAACCUCUGAAAAGAGGUUCUGUAUUCAAGCUUCUUAAUUCUUAUUCAGGAUCCUGACUGUUAGGCUUUGUGUUAUUCUGUUCUUGGAAGACAUCUUAUUAAGGGACAAAUCUAAAAGAUCAGGAAUAAUUUGACAAGUUAGUUUUAGGGUACCGAAAGUACAGACUGAUGCCUAUUCACCUGUAGUGCAAUAAACAUGAAAAUUAAGCAGAAACAUGCUGACAAACUAAACAUUUUGACUUGCCAAACAGCCUGACCUGUUCCUACACAUCUCCCUAAAAGAUUUAUGAACCAUGACUUGCUUUCUAGUGGCAUUUCCCAGCGUAAAGCAGAGUCUGAGACAAUGUAGGGGCCUAAACUGCACAAAUGACUUAAGUAAUAGGGUUGAUUCUGGGGCCCACUAGCGAAUUUGCUGAUUGUAAGAGAACGAUCAAUUAAUUAUUGCAGCAAGGGUAAGCUUAAGAGGCUGCAAACCAGCCAUUUACUUAAAUCUAUCCUGUUGAAAAUUUCUAAACACAUUGGAAACAGCAAUCAAAACAGCUAAUUUUUUAUUUAGAUUUUUAAAAUUCCUUUUGUGUUCAUAUAUGAUUGCAUCAAAUUUAUUACUUUAUAAAUCUCGUGCUGAAGCAAAUUAUUAUAAAGUGCAUUGUGCACUUAAAAUGCAUAAAUUUUAUCUCUGAUAUGAGAUUGGCUAGAUAUGAUAAAGGAUGAUAUUUCUACUUUUAUUGGCCUGCUGCAUCUAAGUAAAUUGUCACCCCUAAAUUAAUGCAACAGAAAUCCCAUAAGAAUAUGUUAGGUUUUAACCAAAGCACUUUUUUCCUUAGUACUUACAAAUAUAAAUAUUUUAAAUGAAUAGGUACAGCAUAUUUCAAGUAAUAGCAGCAAAAAAGUAUAUUCAAGAAAGUGCUGACAAACUUGAUAAAACCCGGAAUCAGGUAGCUUGUGAAAGCACAACAUUAUGGUGAACAUUUUAUAAUGCAGAAGUCUUCUUAAUAGGACACAAAGAAAGGAAGAUUCAGAGUGAUAGAUUUUAUUUAAAAUGUUGAGCUCCAUUGUUAAGCACAUCAGAAGUGUUUGUCUUUCCACCCAUACAUUGUGUUUUAGGCACUGAAAAUAAAAAAAUGUUGGGAAAUUCAUCAAUGUUUCAAUAGUAUACAAAAUCUCCAUGACAGUCAACAAAUCCACAGCAGAACAGCCAUUACAAGGAAAUAUUAGGAGAGAAAAUUAUAAUCAAAAAGACUGAGACAGGCAAUAAGCCCAUAAAUCUUGAUUCAUUUUUAAAAUAAAAUACGUUAAAAUAGUAUCUUUUUUAAAAAAAAUGUCCAAGACUGGACAGAUCUGUUGUUACUUAUUAGAGUUGUAUGUUUGAAACCAAAGUGGCAAUUUCUGUUGUUUAUUCCCCCGCCUCACAAAGGGACCAACUAGCAUUACAUAGCCAGUUUUCCUUACAUAUCACCAGUCCUUUUUGUAAUUAGAGAACAUAGAAAAUUAUGGAGAUGAGCUUUCAGAAUCUACUGAGCUGGUAUUCUGUAAGCCAUGCAAGCAGGAUAUUUUCUGCAGAUUUGUUUCAUGAUUAUCCCAAUGUGAUACAUUUUUCUAGGAAUAAACUGUAUGUAUAAUUUAUUCAAAUGUACAUAAUUUGUAUUAUGAAAUAGCAAUAAAAAAAUUCCAAC
This is a messenger RNA of Carcharodon carcharias (great white shark), 3375 nucleotides long. It is a transcript of the gene edar, whose product is annotated as ectodysplasin A receptor. Gene Ontology annotation, cellular component: plasma membrane. NCBI's taxonomy places the organism in Eukaryota, Metazoa, Chordata, Chondrichthyes, Lamniformes, Lamnidae. The transcript has 12 exons. The record is from RefSeq and is a predicted model, not a curated record. Gene Ontology annotation, molecular function: signaling receptor activity. Gene Ontology annotation, biological process: positive regulation of JNK cascade; positive regulation of canonical NF-kappaB signal transduction. Bases 231 to 1595 code for a protein of 454 amino acids.